GGAAUAGAGACUCUUCUCCAAUACUCCAAAAUUAUGUCUAACGAGUACUGGAUCCUUUAAGAGUCUAGAACGAAUGGAUGUGGCUAGGCUGCAUCUAGGGGAUCGACGAGAGGUGUAAUGUGUCCUCUAAGCAGUGUCGCCUCAUGGCUGACAUGCGGUAUACCUCUAUGCCCCGCGACUUGUCCACAGAAUCCGUUGCUGCUCUGCGAAUAUCAGAGUGUGCGCCUUUGGAUUGUCAGGAUAAGUCGUUUACCGGGGAUACUAGCUCUUCUAGCGGUCCUCUGUUGCCUUGCGACAAGGACCAGAAAGAUACAGUGCACAAGGAACGCAAGGAGCAUCGUGAAAAGCCAAAGCCAUACAGAAAGUAUUCCGAGCUGACUCCACCUCCUGUACAAAGUUGCUACGAUAAUUAUGGAAGUUCAGUGGCAUGUAAAUCUAAUUCCCUACCUGGACGAUGCAACAGCAACUCACCUGUCGCCAACGUUACAGUUGCAACAAAUAUACAAGCAGAGGAUUUGGCUACUCAGCUAACGCUUUUAGAUCUAAGCGCUUUUCAAUCAAUUCGACCCGAGGAAUUAUCAAGUUGUUCCUGGAAUAAAAAGAAUAAACUUAUAGUAGCACCUAAUGUCGUUGGAUUCACUAGGAGAUUCAAUCAUGUCAGUUUCUGGACUGUCCAGGAGAUACUGAAUGCUCCCACACCAAAGCAACGUUGUGAAAUAUUAAUUCAUUUCAUCAGGGUUGCUAAAAAAUUAUACGACCUAAACAAUCUUCAUUCUUUAUUCGCUGUCAUCUCCGGAAUGCAAUGUGCUUCCAUUUACCGAUUAAGCAAAACGUGGGCCUGUCUUUCAAAGAAGGAUAAGAUGACGUUUGAUAGAUUAGCUGAAGUUUUCAGUGAUAAGAAUAAUUGGAUGAAUCUCAGGGAGCAUAUAGAUUCACUGAAACUACCAUGCAUUCCUUACUUGGGUUUAUUUCUCACAGACCUCGUUUACAUCGAUAUGGCUCAUCCCGCCUCAAAGAACAAUGACAAUCAUCAGAGGACCUUGAAAAUGAAUAACGUGUUGACUAGGGUGGGCACUUUUCAAGCUAGUGAAUAUCCAGGAAUAACUAUUUUACCUGACGUCCAACGUUACUUGAAUAGUGUUCGAUAUAUUGAAGAAUUACAGAAAUUCCUAGAAGACGAUCAUUACAAAUUAUCUAUGAAACUUGAGCCUAAUUCGCCCGCACCUUCUUCAAGCAGUAGCAAAGAAUCAGUUGGGGAUGUUGCAGGUGUUGCCGCUCUUUCUUUAUCACCAGCUAGAGGAUGUGCUGGUUCGCUCAGACUACACGCCGCCUCUGCUGCCAAUAAAUUUGUCCCAGGUCAUCGGAAGUGUAGAAGUCUUGGUACAAAAUUCCGUAGCACCAGUCUCCCACGCAACUUCCACAAGCAAGGAGGACGAAUGGGGCCUAGCUUGGCAUCAGCUGGUAUAUUUGGAAAAAGCACGGCAUUACCACUAGAACCAAGUCAAUUGACUGUGAGGCACCUUCUCGACGAUUCUGUUCUCGAAGAGCCUCACUUGACUCCUCAGGUGGUCGAAUUGGAGGAGAAUUCUCCAAGUUCUCCAGCCGAUGCCCUGGACGAUGAUUGCAGCCUGCUUUCACGGACAAGUGCACUGGCCAUAUCCCCACAUGAGCUAGGUGGGUCCAAAGAGCCUCGUUGUGGUCUGCAGGGCUCUCUGCGGCGUAAAGUUAUAUUACGAGAUGGUCGUAAGCCUGCAGUGACAACAUGGCAAAAAUACUGGGUUCAAGUAUGGGCGUCGUCCAUAGUUUACUUUUCGCCCAAAUGUUUCAAAGGAAGCGAGAGGUCAGAUUUUAAACGUGAGCCAUACAAAAUGGUCUCGAUUCUCGGAUGGAUCGUCGAACCGCUAGAUAGUUCCUUACAUCCAGAUGCAUUUAUAUUGACCGACCCGAACAAAGGAAACGUAUACAAAUUCCGCGCAGGGUCUAGUGAGGCAGCAGAACAAUGGUUGAGAGAAUUACGGGCUACCGCACGUGGCGUGACAGAUAAAAAACCCAUACCUGCUAACCUCAUGUCGUUUGAAUAAGUUAGUUUGUAUUUUGUACGCGUAGCAUCUACUAAAAUUUGUGACUAGACAAAUCACUCGAUCAAUUAGUUUUCUCUAUAAAUUUUUACCGAAUUUUUUUUCCCCCAAUACUCAUUCAAUCGAAUCAAAUCAACUAGUGAAUUGAAUAGCAAAAAAACAAGUACAUAAAUAUAAUUUUAUAAUCCCAGACCUCUGGUACGUUAUACUCAAGCACGAAAAAGGACCACAUAUUAAAGAACCACUUGAUCGAGUCCAAGGGGAAACCCAUUAGAAAAGUCUCCUUAGUGCCAGAUAUUUUUUAUCCAACAUAGGACUACGUAUUCGACAUAAAGGACUACUCAAUUGUGUUGUUCGUAACUUUUUAUACGUAUUCUAUCGACUACAAACAGCUAUCCUACACUAGAAAAAAAAACUAUUAUCAUCAUAAUUGCUAUCAAUAUUUUUACUAUAAUUACUAUUACUAUUAUGAUAAUUACGGUUAACGUUUAAUUUAUCGUCAAUGUGCUAUAUGCCGAUGCAAGACCUGAAAGCAAUAUAUUAUGUACAGUGUUAUUAGUAACUCUUGAAAAAAAAAAAAAAAUGAUAUUGAGCGACAUAUCUGAGACAUAUUUAGUAGCGAGCAUAAAAGUUAGGCGCGGUAUCGAUAUUCAAAAAUAAUUUGUAAAAGAAAUUAAAAAAAAAAAUUAAAAAAAAUGGCCUACGUUCGCUUGGAAAAAAUAGAUGUUAGUUAAAAGGCUCUAUAGUAAUAGCCAAAAUAUUGUGGUGAUUCUUUUUUUUCUUUUUUUCUUCAAGCUUGUUAAUUCUUACUGAAUUUUAUCUACAAAGUUUCAAUUUCCCUAAAACAGAAAAAAAACCUAAUGAAAUGAAUAAUAUAUCUUAUGAAACAGCUCAUUAUAUCUGUGUGCCAUUCAGCAGAUUUACAUAAUUAUUGAUUACCAUUUGAAAAAAAAAAAAAAAAAUGGAAAUCAAGAAACCACUGGACAAGCUUCGAUAUUGUUAUAAAUCUGUAAGGAAAAUGUGUUUGAAAAGUAAAAAAAAAAAAGUAAUACGGCAGAAGCACGCCAGCGACAACCCAAGUUGCCAAAGUGUUUAGACUUAUUAAUAUAAUAAUUAUUUAAAUUUAUAAGUAACAUCAAAUCGCUUUUGUAGGUGCAUGAAUAUUGUUAUCAUCAUCAUCAUCAUCAUCAUCAUCAUCGUUAUUAUUGUUAUCUAACUGAAAUGUUUUUUUCACGUUCCUUGUUUUGUUGUUCUUUCUCGUUUUCAAGUAAUAAACUAAGCAGCUUUUUUCUCAUUAUUAAAAAAACAAGAAAAGAAACAUUCAAUCAAAAAAAAAAAAAAAAAAAAUAGGUGUGCACUCUUUCAUGACUUCGACGAAUUUCAUUUUGUUUUAUUUUUCUCCAUUGACUUUGAUCUGGUAGUAGAAUCUCAGAGAAAAUAACAAAAUUUCCGACAGAAUUUUAAAGAUCUGAUUUCUGUAGUUUAACCCGUAGGCAGCUUCGAAUUCGAACUCUCUCUCUACUGAAAGAAUUGAGGAAAUAAAUUUUGAAAGAAAAAACAACUGCUCCUUAUUAACCACCAUACUGUUUUUAGUUUUUUUCUUUCUCCUAUCUCGUUGAUAAAAUUCGUUCGUAUCUCGACAAAAAAUAUACAAGUACUUUACCGAACACACACGCGCUAUACAUAGAUUUCUAUUAUUUUUAAUAAUCUCCAUACGCCUACCUGCAAGCUUCAUCGCUCAUCAACCGAUACGUUAACAACAAUAAUAAGAAUAAUAUUAACAACAAUAAUAAUUACAAAAAUACUCCAUUCUCUACAAUAUCUACGAACGUAUGUAUAUAAUAGGUAUAUUUAAAUGGUGCCUCUACCCUGUAUAGCUUCUGCAGCCUGAAUAAUAUAUAAAUUGUGAAAAAAUUCAAAUAAAUCAAAAAAAAAAAAACAAAAAAAACAAUUUAACAUAGAACGAUAUAUCACGCUAACUGAUAUUAUAUAUAUUUUAACAAAGAUGUGAAUACACAACAUACAGCUUGUGACUGAUCGAUAUGAAAUUAUUAUCCAAGGUAUUAACAUGACACUUAAGCUUAUCGUUGUUAUUAUUAAUAUUAUUAUUACUAUUACUAUCAUUAUUAUUGUUAUUAAUUUUUAUCAUAAUUACUGUUACAUUACUUUAUGAUUAUUUAGUAUUAAUGUUAUUACCGUUAGUAUGUCGUGAAAAAUAUUUUUCAACGAUAUUAUGUUGAAUUUAUCACAUAAUUAUCUCAUUUCAUCUGAUGAACAUACGUGUAUAUUCGAUGUGUUAUUGUAUGUCUCAUAUUACGUAGUACAUCAUUAUAGAAAAGAAAAAAGAGACGAGUAAGAAAUAAAGUGGAAAAAAAAUAAAAUAAAUAAAAUUAGAAAAAAUUAGAAAGAAAAAAAAACCUUUAAAAGUAAGAAAAAAGAAAAAAUGCUUAUUGUAAGGGGAAAAGAAAACAUAUCUGUUAGCGGAGAGUGAAAUAAAGAACGUGUCUUGUACGACGUCAUUAAAUGAG
Messenger RNA from Athalia rosae (coleseed sawfly), 4606 nucleotides. RefSeq names its product ras-specific guanine nucleotide-releasing factor RalGPS2 (gene RalGPS). The record is from RefSeq and is a predicted model, not a curated record. Bases 144 to 2081 code for a protein of 645 amino acids. Gene Ontology annotation, molecular function: guanyl-nucleotide exchange factor activity. The transcript is spliced from 10 exons. Gene Ontology annotation, biological process: Ras protein signal transduction; positive regulation of GTPase activity. Lineage: Eukaryota; Metazoa; Arthropoda; Insecta; Hymenoptera; Athaliidae. Gene Ontology annotation, cellular component: plasma membrane.